AUGGUCGUCGGCGUCCGCGAAAAGCUGUCUACAAUCUUCACUCCGCACAGAUAUGCCUCGACCGGCUCCUGUCCCGCCAUCCCCCCAGAUCUCUCCACCGCCCCUGUCGACGAGCGCGACUCUGUACCCGGCUCACUGCUGCUGACGCUCAAGUCUGCGCGGCGCCGGGCUGUAAGCACAGGGAGUCUGCUCCAGGCUGAGAAUAAGGGCGUAGACGGCGCAGGAGCGGCGGACAAAGACAAGGACAAGGACAAGGGAGAUACGCCUACGCUUACGCUGCGGCCUAAGCACCGUCGUUUCCGUCCGAGUCGACAGAGCAGUGGUGCCGCUCCGCGCCUAACGACCGCUGCACUCCAGCAGAUCCCGAAACUCGACACCACGAAGCGAGUCAAGAACUACAUCAUGACCUCGCGCCAGCCCCGCGCCAACGGCGUUCCCUACGCGUUCAACCUCGAGAAACUCGACGCAUUCUCGCAGACUUUGGACGACGUGCUUUCCGACACGACGAGCAACCACGGGCUUCUGGAUAUGAUCCACGACGUCAUGAACCUGGAGUUUCUCAUGCAAUUCGCCGAGCACGAGAAGCUUGACACGAUCCAGCUCGCGGAGCUCGUGCUGCCUUUGCUGAGGCUGAUGAGGAAGGAUCAGCUGCUUAGUCGGUGGGAUGAAUGUUCUGCUAUCGCUCUGGCGGUUAGUCUUGUGGCGCGCCAUAGCGUGGUCAUUGAAGCUCUUGUGAAGUUCUCUGGAAUCACGAUGAAACCAAUCCAACCCGCCUCAACCAUCUCACCCUUCCAAUCCCACACCGCCAGCCCUCGCUGCCCGGACAAAACCCACAUCAACUGCAAAUGCCCCAACAGUCUAAUGCACCACCUCUCCACCGACGAAUCCACCGAAGAAGCAAAGCGCCUGAUGAGCCUGCCCGUGAAACCAAUCGAUGUCCUCGUCCGUCUCCGGACCCAUAUCGGGCCGGGAUGUCCACCGAUGACGCAGCAGAUGGCGAAGUUGUGGGUCGCGACGGUGAUGAAGAAUAGUGGGCAGUAUGCACAGGCCUUUGCAAAAUACAAGGCCGCCAAGAUGCAGGCGAAUUAUGUGGCGCUGGCGCAAGCUCGCGAUCUGUCGUCGCCGGCUGAAAAGUCGCGCAGUGUCUCUGAUUCUGCGCUUAUCCAGCAGAAGAACGACCAGUCGUCAAAGCCAGCGACUCCAGUUCUCUCCACCUCAACAAACCCCCAAUCACCUCUACAGCCUCACCCACCCUCACCACCAAAAUCUCUCCCAAACCAAUCUGUUCACCGUCCCCGCUUUCCGCAAGCACCCUCGCCGGUUCCGGGUCCGCCAAACGAGUCCCCGAUUGUCCGAAAUCUGGAUCACCGCUUGAGAAACGAGCGCGAGCUAGCUCUAGUCCUUCGCCGAGAUCGACACUGUGAUUGCUAA
Molecule: messenger RNA, 1431 nt
Organism: Myxozyma melibiosi
Lineage: Eukaryota; Fungi; Ascomycota; Lipomycetes; Lipomycetales; Lipomycetaceae
Exons: 2
Coding region: 1-1431 (476 amino acids)
Source: RefSeq, a predicted model, not a curated record